This is a messenger RNA of Coniosporium apollinis CBS 100218, 657 nucleotides long. RefSeq lists its product as uncharacterized. The record is from RefSeq and is a predicted model, not a curated record. Bases 1 to 657 code for a protein of 218 amino acids. Gene Ontology annotation, molecular function: protein binding. The transcript is spliced from 4 exons. Lineage: Eukaryota; Fungi; Ascomycota; Dothideomycetes.
AUGCCUCAGACCCUGACCUUCACCAACGACCCGAAAUUCUCUGAUCUCACCGUCGUUUGUGAGAGCGAAUCCUUCCACGUCCACAGGAUCAUCGUCUACGGACAAUCCGAGUACUUUGAUGGAUGUUUUAGCGAGGAGGCAACGAAAGAGCAUGGCGGUACCAUUGAGCUCUUUCUCAAUCGCAAACAAGUUCAAGCUAUGUUGCAGUACAUGUACUCCGGCGUCGUUUCCGGUAGUAUCACGUGCGAGGAAGACUUCAACGAAACCGUCGAAGAGUACCAUGCUGCAGGAAUUUACGAUGUACUGUCUUGGAAGGACAAGCUAGAGACUAAGAUCCGCGAUUACUUCCGCCACGCUUCAACGGCCGACGAGUUCCUGCAACGCACGAAACUCGCAUAUUCGAAUACCCACGGGGACUUUGACUACUUAGUUCGAAAGUGGGCAGCAGAGGUUUGCGUGCCAAGGCUCCAGGAACUGCUCAGCUUCGAGAGUACCAGAGAUGCUCUUAGAGGACUGAUCGGUGAAUUCUAUGAUUUCUGGGAUGACUUAGUCGAUGCGAUACGAGAUGGUGCGCACUACUACAUUCUACCUACAGGAGUCGAUAAGGGCGUGUAUGGCGGCAAGGGACCAACUGGCGUGGAGGUUUACACUGGGUAA